Molecule: messenger RNA, 5932 nt
Organism: Leptopilina boulardi
Lineage: Eukaryota; Metazoa; Arthropoda; Insecta; Hymenoptera; Figitidae
Product: outer dense fiber protein 2
Exons: 16
Coding region: 711-4109 (1132 amino acids)
Source: RefSeq, a predicted model, not a curated record
CUGAAAGUUGCACAUCGCUAUAUGACUUAAAGGCGACCAAUCUAUUACCACAUUUGGCGUCACUGGCUAUUGAAGAUACACUAAACAAGGAUAAAUCGGUUGUCACACUUUCGUGGCUUGGAGAACGUAAAAUACGACCAGAUGUCACGGAAUAAACCGCAUCGACCUCGUGUUACACUGUCAGCAACCGAUUCUACAUGCACAUCGAUCCACGGUCACGUAUUUAAGUUAUCUAUGCACGACGAAAAACCAAUAAACACACACACACACACAAACUAUAUGGGGAUGAUGAAGAAGGGAUGAAGAGGAAAGCUUGCGAGAAAGAAAAUUAAUUAAAUCCCGGAAGCUGAAAAUAUGUAUUUCGAGACAAGUUCUCUAAUUAACAUAAACUUUGAACUUGCUGGAAUGGCAAAAUACACGAGGAGUUUGAGAGAAGGAGAGAGAGAGAGAGAGGAUAGAUUGAGGAAAUUCGCAAAGAGGCUUCCUGCUGUGUAUGAUUGAGCAAUGAGCAUAUCCCGGGGGAUAUAUAUGAAUGUGGAUUAUUUGCAAACGUGGGCGGUGAUCACGAUCGUGCGUGAAACGAAGCAACAAGAGUUUAGUUUGUGACGGUGUCUCUCACGAGGAGGAUUGUCUGCCGGAAUAUCGUUUUUUUAAAAAACAAAAACAAAAUCCACAAUAAAAAAAAAAACAGACAGUGUUCACUAUUUUCGAUGCCGACAGAUAAGCUGAGUCGUUCUUGCAAAAUUGAAGCGACUAUGAAUCCAUCAGCGGGAGACACCGUCAUUGCAACGAACACAAGUUCAGAAACGACUGGGGAAUCAUUGACCUUGGAGGAUGGCUGUCAACAUAAUAAUCUUGAGCGGUCCAAAUCGAAAACCGUAACAAGAAAAAGACGACAAAUUGAGCCAUCUUCGUCAAUAAUGGAUAUCCCCAGGAAAACAUCACGACAUGAAGAUUUAUCCACUAAUAAUAGAGGGAUUGAUGUUGAUGAUGUGAAUAAAUUGGAUGAAAAUCAACGACGAUCAUUAAAGAGGCCUCUAUCAGCGUCAAUAAAUUCACUGUGCAAAGAAUUGAAAAAUAAAAUUAUCAAAAAUCGAAAAGACAAGAAAAAUGAUAACAAUGAAGAGGACAGUAAUUCAAUAAUAAUAAUUGAAAAUGAAUUUUCAAAUGAAAUCUCUUCAUUGAAUCAUUUGGAAUUAAAGGGAAAUUUAUUGCCACUUUCUUUCAAUGAGAUAUCAAAUGUAAUUCAAGAGAUUCAAUCGAAGGAAAAUGAGACAAAUCAGAAAAAACAAGAAGUGAAUUUAAAUUUGUCGAAAGAUAAAAUGAUUUCUUGUCUUCAUAGAAAGCCGCCGGACGUUGCAACAAAAUUGUGUAGGCGAAAGACAGAGAAAGUGAAUGAUGUGAUGAGGUUGAGAAAAACGAUACAGUGGUUAGAGGAAGGAGCACGAAGAAUGAGAGAAGAUCUUGCUGCGGUAAGAUCAGAGCUUCAUGAAGAACGAAAAGCAGCAAAACUUGCGAGACGUGACCUGGAAACUGCGAUAAGAGACGCUCGAGUCACGGAAGCUGCGAAAAAUCAACAGAUCAUCUCCGACCUUAAAGUCAGACUCUCUCAAUCUCCCUCUCGUUCAGUGACAGAGGCCACUCUUGUUUCCUCGAAGGUGGAGUUUUUAAAAGACGAGAAUCAUCGACGCGAACUCUCGGCAUUAAAAAAACGAUUAGUCGAGGCUGAAACGACAAUAAAAAAAUUAAAAACAAAUUCAUUGACAUCUGUUGUUUCAACGAAACGAAGAAAAAUUGAUUCAAAUUCAUCGAUUGACAUUCAUAAAUUGGAAUUGGAAAUUCAAAAUUUACGAGCCGUUAAUAAAAAACUCGAAGAAAAAUUACAAAUUGCAACGGAAGCUGAAAAAUCGAGAACAAGUGAAUUGAGAGUUCAACAUGAAAAUCACGAGGCUGAACAGGCUGGUUUGCAGAAAAUUUUUCGCACGGAAACUAUUAAAAUGAUGGAUGAGAUACGCAGCAAGAGCAGAGAGAUCGAGAAGCUGAAGAACGUUGUGCGGAAGCUGCGGUCCAGGGAAGAUGAAACUAUGCGAAAAUUAAGGGAGAGCGAGAGAAAUCAUCAGAUUCGUUUGGCGCCACGUAUCGAGGAGAAAAUUCCUAACGGCGAACAUGCUGUGGAUUUAUGUAAAAGAGAGUGUGAAGCUGUGGCUGAGGUGGAACGUCUUCGGGAACUCGCGGUCGAACAGCAGGAGGCCAUAGAGGUACUCAGGCAGGCAGUCAAGGAAAAAGAACGUAAAUUGGAUCAGUUAACGAAUAAAAAAAGAAAGGAGGAAUUUUACAAGCAAUGGCUGGAAUUAGAACCAGUUGCGGAAGUCGACGACGAAGAAGAAAACGAAGAUGACAGCGCUCUUUCGAGUGCACCAUCGUCACUUUCACCCCAACCUGGGGGAUGUGGACAAUGGCAAGCAAAUGGCGUCACCCGCGAGGCUUAUGAAUCUCUUCUUUUUGAAGUCGAAGAAUUGCAAACUAAAUUAUUGGAGGAGCAACGUGAACUCGUGCAUGCCAAAAGUCAAGUUCGAGAUUUGGAAAAGGCACUUUUACAAGAGACAAGAGGCAGUCAAAAUAGUAGACGAGCACUAAGUGACAAAUUACGUGACGCUGAAGAACGUGAAUCGAAUUUAAUUGCUGAAAUAUCGGAACUUCGAGAGCAAAAUGAACUCUUGGAAUUUCGUGUUCUUGAACUUGAAGAAACGCCAAAUCAAAGGGAUACACCCGAUCCAGCCGACAGUGGAAUUGUAUCACCGGAACCAAUUCAUCUCUACAAGGACCAAUCAAAUAAACACAAGGAUCGUGCAGUGGCAACUGUGAUUCCAUAUACUUCAACGUUGACCCAUCAGCCAGUGUCGCCGGUACCUCAAAAACCACCAUUAUCACUUCAGGAAAGUGGAAUUUUUGAGGAUGACGAUGACAAUGAUCAUAAUAUUGAUGUUGUUGAGGUAACAAAUUGUGGUACACAAACAGAAGCACCUGCCGGUGAAUUAUUACAGGAAGUUCAACGUCUUCAAGAAUUGCGAGCACGAAUUCAAGAACGUGCUGUUAAAGUUCCCGUUUCAUCUGUGAAUGAUACAAUAAAAACUUGUUCAACACCCGAAGUCACUGAAACGACAACAGUUGACAUUGCACAAAUUGCCAUCUAUCAAGAUAGAAUACACGAUCUUGAGACAAGAUUACAAAAUCACGAGGAUGCUGAAGUGAAAUUUCUUCAUGAACAACAAUUAUCAAAACAACGUGACGAGGAAUUACUCGAUGAGAAUUAUAAAUUGACGGAAAAAAUUUAUUGGCUCGAAAAUAAAAUGCGUAAUAUUCCAAAAAUGAUUAGUCGUGAAACAAUGGUGGAUAUGAAAAUUGGCAUUGAUUUCACAUCGCAAUGGAAUGGAGAGAAUGAAAAUUUGGAAAAUAAUUCUUCUUUAUUGUCAAAAGAAUGUUGUCUGGAGUGUUGUAAUCUUUUGAAGAAUUUUGAAUCGAGAAUUGAACAUUUGGGACAAACGGAAUAUAUUUUAAGGCAACAAAUCAUAGUUUUGGAACGUAGAGAACGUGCGUUUAUUGAGACACUUAAACAGGCUGAUACAACGUGGUCAAGUGUUGAGAUGGAUUAUAAAAGAAAAUAUGAGGAAAUGCAGGAACGAUUGCAAGCGCAGACACAAUUGAAUCGUGUUUUUCUCGAACAUUUAUCAGCACUAAAUAAAAUAAGUCCAGGUGUUUAUUCCACUGAAACGGAGUAUAUUGAAAAAUUAGUCGGUCGAUUGAGUGGUGCUCUUGAUUCAUUGGAUGUUGCCGAUGGAAUCGAGAGAAUGAUUGUUGAUGAUGAAAAAUCUAAAACUCUCAAGACUGAUGAUUUACGAUGUCAAGCUGAAUCGUCAGACAAAUCUCGGGACAAUUUUUCUCCACAAUCAUCGAUGGAAGAUGUCAAAGAAGAAAUGAAGAUGAAUAAAUUAUCGAGAACAAUUGUCGAAAGAAAAGGCGCCGUGUCACAGGUGACUUUAGCUUCUGAUGUGGAUCAGGAGGAACCACAAAUAACCAUUGACGAAACAGAUCCGGACAAGAAGUUGUAAAGCAUGCAAACGAGAAGGAAGGCCAACUUCGACGAGUUUCGUGGGAUGGACAACAAGACUGAGUGAGAACGUGCUUCUUGAUGAUUCAAAUCUGGCCCCAGCAAGUAAUCUACUUUCGGUGGAGGUGAAGGUCCAAUUUUCUUCCCCACGGUACCAUUUAGUCAAAUUGAUGGCUUUACGAAUGCAGCAAGCUUGACAAAAAAUAAAAAAAAAAAAAAAAAAAAAAUGUCCAACUCGAAAGGAACCGUUGUUCUGAAGCAUCCGAUGAGGACAAAUUAGCUGGCGCUGCUUGGUGAGCCCAAGUGAUGACCAGAAAUGGUAUACGUCCUACCGUAAAAUUAAAAAAAAAACAUCUGUAAAAAUUCACACAAAAAAAAUUUCCUUCUGGCAACGCAUUCAAUUUGAAAUGCGUUUGACAGACGUAAAUAAAUUAUAAAAAUUUGAAGUGCCUUAUGUGUUUCUUGUAAUGAUUCGUCUCUGGACGUUUUACAUAUGUGUAACAAAAGAAAAAAUCUAGAAUAAGUGUCGGGUGCUUCCAAAAUACGAGAGAAACUAAUCAUUUUUCAAUUUAUAACUUUGCAAAAAAAUUUUCUUAUUUAAAAAAGAAAAAUUUCAUUUAAAAUCAAAAAAAAAAUUAAAUAAACAUCCAAUAAUUGUACAAAAAAAAAUAAAGAUAUAGUAAAAAUAAUUAAAAAGAAAAAAAAAAUUGCAAAUAAAUCAAAGAAAUUGAAAAAUUCGAAUAAUGUUUAAUUUCUCUCGAGAAAAAGCCAUAUAAAUAUAUAGACUUUUUCCAAUUAAAAUUUAAGUACCAAGAAGAGUAUUCGCUUGUAGCAACCUGAUCGUAUGUAAAUGACGAAACUGUGAUUCUUAAGAUACGAAUCUGCUUAUUUAAGAGAAAGUCGUUUUUUUUCUUUCUUUUUUUUUAAAUCGACAAUACUUUACAAUACCGAAUCAAAAAAAAAAAAAAAAAAAAAAAAAAAAAAAUUAAGAACAUCAUUGCAGCUUUAAAAUAUGUUUAAUAAUUAUCACAAUUUAUCUUACGAUUCUAUAAUGAAUUUCCAUAUUUUUGCUAUUGUUUUAUUCCUAAAUCAGAUAAUCAUUCUCUCAAUCUUGAUUAAUUGUAUUUUUAAUGUCUGGUUAACUAAUUAUAACACAGAAAAAAAAUGGUAAACAUUUUUAAAAAUUUGAUAAAAUUGUUUAAUCGAAAUCUCAAUUUAAAAAUUAAAUUUGAAUGAAUUUUCGAAAUUCACUUUUAAAUUAAUUAUUCAAGAUUGAGAAUUGUUUUUAUAACUCUAUUAAAAAUGGUUUUUUUUUUAAGUUUUAGUAACAAUUAUAAUUAUUUUUUUUUUUAAAUAAUGAUGCUUCCAUCAAUUCAUUUUCUAAUUAAAAACUUGUUUUUUUCCUUUUUAAUUAAUUUUUCAACGUAGAAAAAUUGAGAUUUAUAAUAUAUAAAAUAUGUGUAAAAAAAAAGCUGCCGAGUGUAAUAUUGCGUAUACGACAUGAGUUAGAAUUUAGCUGAUGCCUCUAGUCGAUUAAUUCGUAAUUAUUUUAAGUUGCCCUUUAGAAUCUUUUAUUUUUCACAUGUAUAUUGUUAUUGUAAAAAAAUGACUAAAAGUCUUUGAUAGUUUUACUUCCGAUUAUAUUAUAAUCAAUGUUUCUAUUAUCAUUAUUAUUAUUAUAAUUAUUAUUAUUGUUUUAAUAUCAUUAUUAAUAUUAUUUAAGAAAUUAGAAUUUCUUUGUAGUUUAUAAGUAAAUACGAACACCUUGGAAUUAAGCCGUCGAAUAAUGUAAUAUUUGCAUAUAUAUAUAUAUAUAUAUAUAUA